GAUAGUGAUGAUGAUCAUGAUGAUCAUGUGAUAGAUGACCAAAAAACAGAUGAAGUAGAACUCAGAAAUUACUUAAUUAACCUGGAAAAUAGGCUGAAAAGACAAACUGAUUUGAGAAAAAUAAAAACAACAAGAACAAUUCCAUGGACAACAACAAUGCUUCCUCCUCUCACAUCACAACAAAUAAUGCACACUAAACUGGCAUCGACUCCUUCAAGUGAGAAAAUGGACAAGUCAUCUAAACCCCAACAAGACAAACCAUUAAAUUGUGAUUUACUGGAAACAGUCAACAAAGACAUUAGUGCAGUGUUGGUCUACAGGGAUCCCAAGAAUCAACUGCAGCUUAUUGAGAUAGCAAGAGAAAAGGUUAUAAAUAUAGCACCAGAGGAGUUUGUCAACAAGUUUGGAGAGCAGCCACCAGUAGCAUACUCAUGUGUACAGCUUAUUCCUACUAUCACGACAAGACCAUUAGUAACAGAUAUCGACCGGGAUCACAGACUUGAUCUCAUUUAUGCAGUGGACUAUGUAACACAAAAACCUGCCACUGGACCAACUAGGAUGAUAACACACUUAAUGAAGCUGAGAAAAGUUGAUAUUUCAAGUGCUAUUUCCAAGAAACACAACAGAAAACUAUCCACUAAAUUAUAUAGAUCAGACAGAAAGAACUAUAAACGAAAUGAGAAUUUUGAUUCACCAUUUUUAACAUGGAAUACAUAAUUCAUUCUAGAGAAUCAGUAUGGUGACUAAAAUAUAAUACAGGCAGAAUUACAAUACCCUGGAGAAAUUUGGGUUACUGUUUACAGCAUGAAUGAUCUGUGGGCAUUUGCCAUGUAACUAGUUUUUGCGCGUGAAGAAAACUURAUUUAAUGUGAUAUUUGUGCAUGYUGUAGUGCCAAWCUAAAUUUCUCCACCRUCUGUUAUGUACUCUUAAAAAUGUCUAAUCGACAUGUUAGACACA
Messenger RNA from Exaiptasia diaphana, 958 nucleotides. RefSeq lists its product as uncharacterized. Bases 157 to 717 code for a protein of 186 amino acids. Lineage: Eukaryota; Metazoa; Cnidaria; Anthozoa; Actiniaria; Aiptasiidae. The transcript is spliced from 2 exons. The record is from RefSeq and is a predicted model, not a curated record.